Oryza brachyantha (malo sina) is the source of this 1977-nucleotide messenger RNA. Its product is annotated as exonuclease mut-7 homolog. The transcript is spliced from 8 exons. Gene Ontology annotation, molecular function: nucleic acid binding; 3'-5' exonuclease activity. Bases 66 to 1544 code for a protein of 492 amino acids. The record is from RefSeq and is a predicted model, not a curated record. NCBI's taxonomy places the organism in Eukaryota, Viridiplantae, Streptophyta, Magnoliopsida, Poales, Poaceae. Gene Ontology annotation, biological process: nucleobase-containing compound metabolic process.
UUCCAAUUUCUCGGCUCACAUAGACGAGACGAUCCGUCUCAUCCCCGCCGCCCCCAAAUCGCCAAAUGGACGCCGCGGCGCCCGCGCCACCGCCGUUCGCCGUGCGCCUCGUCUCCGGCGGCGGGUCCUCGCCGGAGCUCGCGCUCCUCCUGCGCUCCCUCGCCGCCGCGCGCGUCGUCGCCCUCGACGCGGAGUGGAAGCCGCGCCGCCGCGGCCCCGGCGAUGGCCCCUCGCCGUCGGCUCCUCCUCCCCCGCCGCCGCAGUUCCCCACGGUCACGCUCCUUCAGGUGGCGUGCCGCGGCGAUGGGGAAGGCGCAGCCGCCGAGGUGUUCGUCGUCGACCUCCUCGCCGUGCCGCUCGCCGAUUUGCGGGAGCCGCUGCGGGAGCUGUUUGAGAGGCCUGAGGUGCUGAAGCUGGGGUUCCGGUUCAAGCAGGACCUCGUGUACCUCUCGGCCACCUUCGCUGCUGCCCUCGGCUGCGGCGCCGGAUUCGAGAGAGUGGAGCCUUUCUUGGAUGUCACCAACGUUUAUUACUAUCUAAAAGAACAUGACAUACAAAAGAGGCUUCCAAGGGAGACCAAGAGUUUGGCAACAAUUUGUGAGGAACUGCUGAGUGUUUCUUUAUCAAAGGAACUUCAAUGCAGUGAUUGGUCAUGCCGUCCCUUAAGCGAAGGUCAAAUACAAUAUGCUGCAUCUGAUGCCUACUAUCUACUCGACAUAUUUGAUCUAUUCCAUCAAAAAAUCAGAACUGAAGGGAAGUGUUUGCCUACAGAUGAGCUAACAUCAGAUGGCCAUUGCCCCCCAAGGGACACAGAAUGUUCUUCAUCUGGAGAUGACAUUUGCUUUGAUGGCUAUUUUACAUCCAUUGUGGCGAAGCAUGGUGAGAACAUUUUGCUGACAGAAUCAGAUACAAAACCACGUUCCUCAAGACGAAAAGAAAAACAAAAACUUGCUAUAAAUGCCAAAUGCAAAGAGAAGUUUGAAGGCAGUACUGAAUGGCAGGGUCCUCCUCCGUGGGAUCCUUCUGCUGGUGGAGAUGGCUGUCCAAAAUUUUUGUGUGAUGUGAUGAUUGAGGGUUUAGCUAAGCACUUGAGAUGUGUUGGAAUAGAUGCUGCUACUCCAUCCUCAAGGAAACCUGAACCAAGGGAACUGUUAAAUCAAACCUAUAAGGAAAGAAGAGUAUUACUUACAAGAGAUGUCAAGCUCUUGAAGUAUCAAUAUUUGGCAAGUAACCAGGUAUAUAGAGUGAAGAGCCUACUCAAACAUGAUCAAUUGGCUGAGGUGAUUGAUACUUUCCAGUUAAAGAUAUCUGAGGAUAAGCUUAUGUCGAGAUGUACAAAGUGCAAUGGAAGAUUCAUCCAAAAACCGCUCACACUCGAUGAGGCUAUUGAAGCCUCAAAAGGUUUUCAGAUUAUUCCCUCCUGCCUCUUUAACCGAAACUUGGAGUUCUGGAAGUGCACCGACUGCAACCAGCUCUACUGGGAGGGUACUCAAUACCACAAUGCCGUCCAGAAGUUUUUGUCAGUAUGCAACAUUAGCGACUGAGAUGCGCAAUACUAAUAUACUAUUACCGUAAGCUUGUCUUAAAUUUGGGAUUUAGUUGCCCACGAUGGAGAUUUUUCAUUCUAUCGGUUUGUCAUUCAUCAUUUCUUUUUCUUUUUCACUGCCCCUCUGCUGUUGUAAAUAGCCAAUCACUUUUUCCAUUCCCGGGGUGAUCCAAAACUAUUUUCAAGUGUGUUUGCCCGUUAAUUUGAUUCUCGUGUUCAAAUAAUAAAGGUGUGGCCCCCUCAGCCACCUGGGAUCGAAGUCCUACUGAACUCCCCACGAAUUUUUAGGAAGACAGCAAAAGAAUAAUACAAGGCUGAGAUCAAAAUUCCUACUAUCCGUUUUAAAUUGUACUGCUUACUUAACAAUACAAUUUUACUUGGGAAAUUCCAUAUGUUGCCUAUCUUAGUGGCUCCAUACCCAGCCGCUUUAG